CAAGAUUUUCUCUCCUCCUCCAACUCCCUGAUCCCUCGAUCACAACCACCCACCUACACAACUCCUCUCUCUCGUUUCCUUUUGAAAGUCACCUGUUCUUUCGGAGGGUCUCACACUUUACGACCGUCGACGUCUACCUCUCUUUAUACAAGAGAUCGAAGGAAGCAACCAGUCUUCUUUUCUAAUACCCUCGAUCGCGUUUCGAUUCCAUAGAUUUUUUCAGCUUCGUCUUUCCCACGCUCUCUUCUUAGAUCUCCCGAUCUUUUAGAGCGCUAGAACGACUUUUCUGUUUCUGCCUUCUGCCGUCUUAUCUGCGACGAUAAUAUCAUCACGAAGCCAACACGACACAACGUCACUUUUCAGCCUCACGAAAACCUGACAACCACCCAACAUGGCCGACCAAGUAACAAAUGCCAUGGGCAACCUCAACAUGAACAACGGACCUCAGGGCAACUCCUACAUCCCUCCUCACAUGCGAGGAAAGAUGGGAGGGCCAGGACCAGCUGGGCCUAUGCCAGGCGGACCUGGUCCCAUGGCCAACAACGGCGCCUGGGCUGCCAACGGAUCGUAAGUAUUUCUUUUCUCGAUGCGCGUCUUACUUUGGCGCAGAUAGUGAUAGCGUCGCGCGUAUGUUUGAUACCUUUGCUAAUACUUUACCAACAGCAACGGAUACGGCGGCCCCCCUCAAGGAGGAAACUGGGGACCUAACGCUCAAGCACAAGCAUUCACUCCUGGACAAGGUGGACCACCACCACGUGGCGGGCCUGGAGGUUGGGACCACUCUGGUGCUGGAAACUUCAACCCAAGAAGUUAUGGAAACCCAGGAGCUGGCGGCGGUGGUGCUCCUCGCGGCGGUGGCGAUGGCAGAUGGGUUGAUGGUAAGCACAUCGCUGGACCUGCCAACGCACGCAUUGAGCGAGAGCUCUUUGGUGUCCCAGAUGACCCAACCAAGCAACAAACCGGUAUCAACUUCGAGAAGUACGAUGAUAUCCCAGUCGAAGCUUCUGGACACGAUGUCCCCGAACCAGUCCUCAAGUUCACCAACCCACCACUCGAUGACCACCUCAUUAAGAACAUUGAGCUUGCUCACUACAAGGUCCCAACUCCAGUGCAAAAGUACUCUAUUCCAAUCGUCAUGGGCGGUCGUGAUUUGAUGGCUUGUGCUCAAACUGGUUCCGGAAAGACUGGUGGUUUCUUGUUUCCUAUCCUUUCCCAAGCUUUCCUCACUGGCCCCUCAGCAGCACCAGCAGGAGCUGGCGGUAACUUCGGCCGUCAACGCAAAGCCUACCCAACCUCCCUCAUUCUCGCACCCACUCGUGAGUUGGUUUCUCAGAUCUACGAGGAGUCCCGAAAGUUUGCCUACCGAUCAUGGGUUCGACCAUGUGUUGUUUAUGGUGGUGCAGAUAUUGGUUCUCAACUCCGCCAAAUUGAACGAGGAUGUGAUCUCUUGGUUGCAACUCCAGGUCGUCUCGUCGAUCUUAUCGAGCGUGGCCGUAUUUCUUUGUGCAACAUCAAGUACUUGGUUCUUGACGAGGCUGAUCGUAUGUUGGACAUGGGUUUCGAACCACAAAUUCGAAGAAUUGUUGAGGGAGAAGAUAUGCCAGGCGUUCAGAACCGUCAAACUCUCAUGUUCUCCGCCACCUUCCCUCGUGACAUUCAAAUGCUCGCCAGAGAUUUCUUGAAGGACUACAUCUUCUUGUCCGUCGGCCGUGUUGGUUCUACAUCCGAGAACAUCACCCAAAAGGUUGAGUACGUUGAGGAUAUGGACAAGCGAUCCGUUCUCCUCGACAUCAUCCACACUCAUGGAACUGGUCUCACUUUGAUUUUCGUUGAAACUAAGCGAAUGGCUGAUUCCCUUUCGGACUUCUUGAUCAACCAAAACAUUCCAGCAACCUCCAUCCACGGUGAUCGUACCCAACGUGAGCGUGAGCGUGCUCUUGAGAUGUUCAGAAAUGGACGUUGCCCAAUCCUUGUCGCCACUGCUGUUGCUGCCAGAGGUAAGUUGCUACAAAUUGUUUUCCUUUCCUAAAUUCGGCUAUUGCUCGGCGUACACCGGAAUUUCUAUUAUUUCAAUUACAAUCAGUGAUUGUUCCAAAGAAUUGGAUCAAUGGAGAGUUGGACUUUCUAAUUGACCCAGCUAUUUGGAAUCUUCAAAUGGUCCAAGGUGACUUGACACGUGACUUGACACAAUUUGUCCCCAGGUGUAUACAGAAGUUGCAGGGCCUCUUGCAUGUUACAGUUCUUUAUUCUAAUUCUUGCACAGGACUUGACAUACCAAAUGUGGUACAUGUCGUCAAUUACGAUCUUCCAACUGAUAUUGACGACUAUGUCCAUCGCAUUGGUCGUACCGGUCGUGCUGGUAAUGUUGGAAUUGCCACAGCUUUCUUCAACCGAGGCAACCGAGGUGUUGUCCGCGACUUGAUUGAACUUCUCAAGGAAGCCAAUCAAGAGGUUCCAGCUUUUCUCGAAAACAUUGCUCGUGAGGGCUCUGGAUUUGGUGGAGGCCGCGGCGGUGGACGAUCAGGUGGUGGCCGUGGACGUGGCGGCGGUGCCAGCCGUGAUGCUCGAAAGGGUGGAUUCGGAGGUGCCGGCGGCGGUGGAUACGGUAGCCAACAAGGUGGCGGAUACGGAGGUGGCUUUGGAGGACCAGCUGGUGGUGCUGGAGGUUACCCAGGUGGUGGUGGUGGUGGUGGUGGUGGUUAUGCCCCACCUCAACAAUACGGUAUGUCUACAUCCCAGCAAUCCUUGAUAAUUUGAUUCCCAAACUAACAUUACAUCAGGUAACCAACCAAGCGCCAACUCUUGGUGGUAGAAGUCUCACCCUUGGACGAUCCUUUGUUUCUACCUAGACUUGUCUUGCCUCUCACGACGCGGUACUAUACUAGAAUUUUGGGGCAAAGGCGUCAACGGAUAUCUUCAGGCUUUUCUGUCGAUACGAUUUCGUCCGUACACUCGAUUUCUUGUUUCUCAUUCUCUCGAUUCGAUAAUACGCCUCGCGCUCUAUUCCAUCUUUUUUGCGACUCCCUUUUUUCCGAUUUUCUAAUAGCGACACGAUCACGACUGGGCCGGCUCUUACCUGGUUGCAAACAGGAGCUGGCCUAAGCUUGUGAUCUCGACCAUCGAACGGCAUUCGAAUAGAUAGCGUUGUGCUUUGUUUCUGCCCGUCCCCUUUCGUCUCGAUACCCAAUAGAUGAUCCAGGGCGAUCUCUGGCAGCUGCAUUGGGCGCCACUUGCGGCGUACCAGUCAUGGUGCAUUAUAUUACCUGGGAAGGAAGUGAAUAUCCCUGGGUUUUCCGCAACGCAUUAUGACGGUUAUGUUCUCAAAAUCUUUCUGCUUUCAAGGCAUUCGAAGGUCAUUUGCCACUACUUUUAGAAGAUCCUGCAUACGCUUUUCAUUUUCCGUCGGUUGUAUUUCUGUUUAGACAAAAGUGGAUGUUUUCCUGGAGCUCUUCGACCAAUUUGCGACGGAGAUACUUGGGAAUAGCGGCUUUUUUUUACCAUCCCUUGCGUGGGGCCGCGUCGACGCGCAGCAUGUCUUUUCUCUUCUCUUGAUUGAUAGAAGAGAGGCGAUUGAAGCUGGCUCUUACGCUGAUGGCAAACGGAAGUGCUCCUGCCCAUCCAGGCAUGAGGCACAAAACUUAGCAUAGAACCCAAGGAAGGUAAAAACUAUAUGUUUCGUUGGUGGAAAUAUGGGUGUCUAUUCUGAUCCAUCCUAAAUAAAAGAAAGUCUCUCCACA
Molecule: messenger RNA, 3737 nt
Organism: Hymenoscyphus albidus
Lineage: Eukaryota; Fungi; Ascomycota; Leotiomycetes; Helotiales; Helotiaceae
Source: the annotation of a GenBank genome assembly